Molecule: messenger RNA, 2412 nt
Organism: Aspergillus nidulans FGSC A4
Lineage: Eukaryota; Fungi; Ascomycota; Eurotiomycetes; Eurotiales; Aspergillaceae
Gene: xlnD
Product: beta-xylosidase XylA
Exons: 1
Coding region: 1-2412 (803 amino acids)
Biological process (GO): xylan catabolic process; carbohydrate metabolic process
Cellular component (GO): extracellular region
Molecular function (GO): hydrolase activity, hydrolyzing O-glycosyl compounds; xylan 1,4-beta-xylosidase activity
Source: RefSeq, a predicted model, not a curated record
AUGAGGUCUCUCAUCUCUGUGGCCGUUCUGUCGGCUCUGCCGACAGCCUUCUCUCAAGCGAACACCAGCUACACAGACUACAAUGUCGAAGCCAACCCCGACCUCUUCCCGCUAUGCCUUCAGCAUCUCAACGCGUCCUUCCCGGACUGCGCCAGCGGCCCGCUCAGUUUGACCCCCGUCUGCGACCGCUCGUUGAGCCCUAAGGACCGCGCGACAGCGCUCGUCUCGCUCUUCACCUUCGAUGAACUCGUCAACAACACCGGUAAUACAGGUCUUGGCGUUUCACGGCUUGGACUGCCCAACUACCAGGUCUGGGGUGAGGCGCUCCAUGGCGUUGGAAGGGCUAACUUUGUCGAAUCCGGCAAUUUCAGCUGGGCGACGUCAUUCCCCAUGCCAAUCACGAUGAUGGCGGCCCUGAAUAAGACCCUGAUCCAUCAGAUCGGGACCAUUGUCUCCACGCAGCUGCGCGCAUUCAGUAACGCCGGACUCGGCGGAGUAGACGUCUACUCCCCCAACAUCAACACUUUCCGACACCCGGUCUGGGGCCGCGGGCAGGAGACGCCUGGUGAAGACGCAUUUCUUACUUCGGUCUAUGGGUACGAGUACAUUACCGCGUUGCAGGGCGGCGUUGACCCGGAGACGCUCAAGAUCAUCGCAACAGCGAAACACUACGCGGGCUACGAUAUUGAGAGCUGGAAUAACCACUCGCGUCUUGGAAACGACAUGCAGAUCACCCAGCAGGAGCUGUCGGAGUACUAUACUCCGCCCUUUAUUGUUGCCUCGCGCGACGCUAAGGUCCGCAGCGUGAUGUGUUCCUACAAUGCUGUGAACGGGGUGCCGAGCUGCGCCAAUAAAUUCUUCCUUCAGACUUUGUUGAGGGAUACAUUUGAGUUUAGCGAAGACGGGUACGUCUCCGGUGACUGCGGUGCUGUCUACAACGUGUGGAACCCUCAUGGGUAUGCGAGCAACGAGGCGGCUGCGUCCGCGGAUUCGAUUCUUGCCGGCACAGACAUCGACUGUGGAACUUCAUACCAGUGGCACUCUGAGGAUGCAUUCGAGGACAGUCUCGUCUCGCGAUCGGACAUUGAGCGCGGCGUUAUCCGCCUCUACAGCAACCUCGUGCAAGCUGGGUACUUUGACGGCGAAGACGCGCCAUACCGCGAUAUUACAUGGGACGACGUCCUCAGCACCGACGCCUGGAACAUCGCGUACGAGGCAGCCGUCGAGGGAAUCGUCCUGCUUAAGAAUGAUGAGACGCUCCCCCUUUCCAAGGACAUCAAGAGCGUCGCGGUGAUCGGUCCUUGGGCGAACGUCACCGAGGAACUCCAGGGCAACUAUUUUGGCCCAGCGCCCUACCUCAUUAGCCCACUGACUGGCUUCCGCGACUCUGGUCUGGACGUCCACUACGCGCUCGGCACCAACCUGACCUCGCACUCGACAUCCGGUUUCGAAGAGGCGCUCACCGCAGCUAAGCAAGCCGACGCAAUCAUCUUUGCUGGCGGAAUUGACAACACAAUCGAAGCCGAAGCCAUGGACCGCGAGAAUAUCACUUGGCCUGGGAACCAGCUCGACCUAAUCAGCAAGCUCAGCGAGCUCGGCAAGCCGCUUGUCGUCCUGCAAAUGGGCGGUGGUCAGGUUGAUUCAUCCUCCCUAAAAGACAACGACAACGUCAACGCACUCAUCUGGGGCGGAUACCCCGGCCAGUCGGGUGGGCAUGCACUCGCCGAUAUCAUUACCGGCAAGCGCGCGCCUGCUGGCCGCCUCGUGACAACGCAAUAUCCUGCUGAAUAUGCAGAAGUGUUCCCGGCCAUCGAUAUGAACCUGAGGCCGAAUGAGACUAGCGGGAACCCUGGGCAGACGUACAUGUGGUACACUGGGACUCCAGUCUAUGAGUUCGGACACGGCCUUUUCUAUACAACUUUCGAGGAGUCGACGGAGACAACAGAUGCGGGAUCUUUCAACAUUCAGACAGUCCUUACGACGCCGCACUCGGGAUACGAGCACGCUCAGCAGAAGACACUCCUAAACUUCACCGCGACGGUCAAGAACACUGGCGAGCGUGAGUCCGACUACACGGCACUAGUCUACGUUAACACCACCGCUGGUCCGGCGCCGUAUCCCAAGAAGUGGGUUGUUGGGUUCGACCGGCUCGGAGGAUUGGAACCGGGUGACUCGCAGACCCUGACGGUCCCUGUGACGGUUGAGAGCGUCGCCAGGACAGACGAGCAGGGAAACAGGGUGUUGUAUCCUGGCUCUUAUGAGCUGGCGCUGAACAACGAGCGCUCUGUUGUUGUGAAGUUUGAGCUGAAAGGCGAGGAGGCGGUUAUUCUGAGUUGGCCGGAGGAUACGACCUCGGACUUUGUUUCUAGCAUUGACGGAGGCCUUGACAGGAAGCAGGAUGUUAUUGCUUAG